GCAACCUAAUCGGCCGAGCGCAUCGGUGCGGGGGCACGCUCGCAAGUCCACCAGCACACACCCUCCUGCUGCUGCAAUUCCCGCCUCCAGGGGCGAGGUCUUGACUUUCUCACCUGUUGCCGUCCCUUCAGGGGGACAAGCACCGGGUGUCCAAUGCGCACCACACCCACUGCCACCACAGCAGCAGCCGCCGCCGCCGCCACCACCACAACCCUCGGUGACAUUGGCCAGCCAGCCUACUGAAUUUGCACCACCACCUCCACCACCACCAGCAGCAGCAGCAGCAUCAGCAGUGACACCUGCUAAUGCUGGGCAUGAAGUUCUUCUACAAAAUCAGAACGCCACGAUGGUGGUCGCGCGCAAACUCAACGUUCAACGACCACCGCCUUCGACAGCCCCCAAGCCGACCCACCAGCGUCCCCUUCUGCCCCUGCCAACACCCAAGGUGCCCAUCCCACCCCUACACUCCUCCGUCCCUGCUCUCCCCAUCUCUCGAGCGUCGUAUCCCUCACCUGCAACCUCCCUUCAUGCUCUCCGUGCCUUUAGUCAGAACCAGGCACGCAGAGUCAGUAGGCGGCGCAGCUCUCUCGCUGUUACUCGCAAGAGGAAGUCUCCGAUGGUUCCACAGAAUCCUCCACCACCGUCUUCCUUGACCCCACAGCCAUUUUCAAAUGAUACUCCUGAAUCAACGCCAACAACUGCCGCAAACGCCGAUUCCGCGCAAUUAGUUGCCGUCUCAGUGGCACCGUCGAUGCCAUCUCAGCCGAGUCAAGGCGAAAUCAGUUUCCCAUUUUCUCUGGACGGGUACUCCAACACCUCGACAAGCGAUUCCCUCAAGUCCCUGCUCAAUGCCUUCAUGGCCAACGCACCACCAGGCAUGGAACUGGUGACUCCGACAAAGGAGGCCCCCCAGCCCGCGUCUUUUCCCAUGCCCUCCCCAGGCCUGCUCAACUUUGGCGCUGAGAGUCAAACUACUACAGAUAUGCCUCACCACGAGGACACCUCCUCCUCCUCCUUUUCGACAUUCAUCAAUACCCUGGCGGCGCAGCAAACAACCACGCCGCAUCCACCGGAUGCCUCAAUGUCAGAUUCAUUGGAGCGCAAAAUAUACCACGAUAUGCUGCAGACACCGGGAACGUCAACACUGGAUCCGCCUACAAGUGACGCUCCCACUCUACUCCUAACCUCUUGCGCCGAUGUCAAGUACGAGCCUGUCGACUCAAGUCAAUCUGUAAUUCACCAACAGGCACAGAACCAUCAAUUACUGAGCCAGCAGUUUCGGGUCAAUAAGGAGCAGAAUAUUCACGGAUUCGGGGUAUUUACCAGCCACCCCCCUACCGACUAUCCCAAUCCACCGACAUCAAGUAAACAGGAGGACGUUUGA
This is a messenger RNA of Mesocestoides corti, 1384 nucleotides long. NCBI's taxonomy places the organism in Eukaryota, Metazoa, Platyhelminthes, Cestoda, Cyclophyllidea, Mesocestoididae. The record is from the annotation of a GenBank genome assembly.